Molecule: messenger RNA, 1503 nt
Organism: Ciona intestinalis (vase tunicate)
Lineage: Eukaryota; Metazoa; Chordata; Ascidiacea; Phlebobranchia; Cionidae
Source: RefSeq, a predicted model, not a curated record
AAACAGGGUAUUCACCCGGGAAAGUUGGACAAAGAAUUAAACGUCCGAAAAACGAUUUGGAAAUUUACCAAAAACGUUAAGUUAGAAGACAAAUUAAAUUAUGGCCGAAAUUGUGGGCGUGGAAACAUCGCUUGUUGUCGCUACAUCUUCAAAGCAACCGAGGAAGAAGUUUAAGAAGGUUUUGGAUGAAGAAACUUAUACUGAGAAAGUUGAGGAAAUAAUCUCCCGUGACUUCUUCCCCGACCACGAGCGGUUGAAAGAUGAGAAGGAAUAUCUUGAAGCCGAGGAAAAAGAAGAUUUUCCGAGGAUGAGAGAGAUAGCUCUCAAGUAUGCGACGAGUGGAACACGGAUGAACACAUUCAGCACCCCCCAACCCUCGCCUUCCACCUUUGAGACCCCCACCCACUCCCGACCCCCAAAUCCAUCAAAACAAACAAGUAACAACGAUGACGGCACGAAAGCGACGGACGAUGACAACCAAGUCACGCUUGAUCAGUUCCUCGUUAAAUACACAAGUGAGGAUAACGAGUCGUUCGAGCGUAUCAUGGAUAAAACCGAUGAAGCGCGACGUGCGAAACACAAGUGGCUUUAUGACGCUGAGGUCCGACACAAUGAGAUGACGAACAAGAUGCUUAUGUUGGAAGGGGAAUCCCCUCUUGCGAUAACAGACGGAACAAAUACAAGGUCUACGGUGCCGAUACAUACUUGGAAGUAUAAGAACAAGAACCACCUCAUGUAUUAUCCAGAAGGAAUGACAAACGAGGAUUCUUUGUUCAAAAAGCCGCGAUUAAUCAAGCACGAAAACACACGCUUCACCGAUCACCCCUUCAAGAACGCAAGCGAUCAAGCGCGAAUUGCUGCAUCGGAAAGUCGUGUCGUUGACCCCGAGAGGGUGGGGCAUGAUGGGAAGUCUAUUGUACCCCAUGAAUCACCCAGAGUGGGAGGGUACGGGUUCGUAGCCACCCCCUCACCCAUGCCGGGAGUUACGCAGACCCCUAUAAUGACAUGGGGUGAAAUAGGGGGCACACCUGCCCGUAUAGAUGGCACCCCCCGUUCCACCCCGGGCCCCGCAUUCAGGUUUCCUGACGAAAGUGAACGGGAUCGACUGACGCAUAAGAUGGUUGAUGAUAACACUAAGAAACAAAGAGCGAAGAAACAAGCGGCGUUAAAACAAAUGAAAGCGAGCGUGUUGGCAGCUCGGGGAACACCAGGGUCGGUUAUGAGAUCGGAGAGGAUGAGUAGUUUAUCACCAGCUGCGAGACGAUUGGUUAAUAUCGGCACCGACAAAGCAUUGAAAGCGAGUUACACUCCAACCCCAAAGAGAAGAGGGGGGACCCCCCUUGUGAAAACCCCCCAUAUAAGAACACCAAAGCAGAGCAAACAAGCAACACCAAAGGGGGAAAUCACGGACGAUUUGCUAAAAAUUCCAAAAAAAGUUCGAAAAUCUGCUGCGGAUUUCUUUUGAUUGACAGUUGUUGCGUGAAGAUAAUAAAACAUUUCUUU